Molecule: messenger RNA, 2276 nt
Organism: Euleptes europaea (tarantolino)
Lineage: Eukaryota; Metazoa; Chordata; Lepidosauria; Squamata; Sphaerodactylidae
Gene: KLHL5
Product: kelch like family member 5
Exons: 11
Coding region: 16-2142 (708 amino acids)
Molecular function (GO): protein binding
Source: RefSeq, a predicted model, not a curated record
UUGCUCUCGGUGAAGAUGUCUGGCUCGCGUAAAGAGUUCGACGUGAAGCAGAUUUUAAAAAUCAGAUGGAGGUGGUUCGGUCACCAGCAGACGACUCCUAACCCUAGUGCUGACUGCCAGCCAGGAGACUUCUGGAACACAGGGCAUGAUGCCACUACUGGUGGGAUAAAGUUUUUAGAUCCGGGGAACUUGUCCCUGCCUUUGGCGUCAAUCGGCUUCCGAAGGUCCAGCCAGCAGGGUUUCCAGAGUUCACCUUCUUGGCCAAUGGCAUCCAGUUCUGAAGUGCCUACAUGUGAGUUCGCCACGGAGGACUGUGGAGGUGCACAUUGGCUCGAUAGACCAGAAGCUGAUGAUGAAGCAAGCGAAGAGGAAAAUGUAUCCAACAGCAGUUCGUGCAGGACUUCCAAUAGCAGCCAGACUCUGUCAUCUUGUCAUACUAUGGAGCCUUGUACAUCUGAUGAAUUUUUUCAAGCACUCAAUCAUGCAGAACAAACCUUUAAAAAGAUGGAAAAUUACUUGAGACACAAGCAGUUGUGUGAUGUGGUCUUAGUUGCUGGUGACCGCCGAAUUCCAGCUCACAGGUUGGUGUUGUCUUCAGUCUCAGACUAUUUUGCAGCCAUGUUUACUAAUGAUGUAAGGGAAGCAAGGCAAGAAGAAAUCAAAAUGGAAGGCGUGGAACCAAAUGCACUAUGGGCUUUGGUGCAAUAUGCGUAUACAGGUCGCCUUGAACUAAAAGAAGACAAUAUUGAGUGCCUGUUAUCUACAGCUUGUAUUCUCCAGCUCUCUCAGGUCGUAGAAGCUUGCUGUAAAUUCUUAAUGAAACAGCUUCAUCCGUCCAAUUGCCUUGGAAUCCGCUCCUUUGCUGAUGCACAGGGUUGCACAGAUUUGCACAAAGUGGCUCACAAUUACACCAUGGAACAUUUCAUGGAGGUAAUUAGAAAUCAAGAAUUUUUGUUGUUGCCUGCCACUGAAAUUGCAAAGCUUUUGGCAAGUGACGACAUGAAUAUUCCAAAUGAAGAGACCAUUCUGAAUGCAUUGCUUACGUGGGUGCGACAUGAUUUGGAACAGAGGAAGAAGGAUCUCAGUAAACUCUUGGCCUACAUCCGGCUGCCGCUGCUUGCACCACAGUUUUUGGCAGAUAUGGAAAAUAAUACACUGUUUAGAGAUGACAUUGAAUGUCAGAAACUCAUUAUGGAAGCAAUGAAGUACCAUUUGUUGCCAGAGAGACGACCCAUGUUACAAAGCCCCCGUACAAAGCCUAGAAAGUCUACCGUUGGUGUGUUGUUUGCAGUUGGAGGAAUGGAUGCAACUAAAGGAGCAACAAGCAUUGAAAAAUAUGAUCUCCGUACCAAUAUGUGGACUCCUGUAGCAAAUAUGAAUGGGAGAAGAUUACAGUUUGGAGUAGCAGUAUUGGAUGAUAAACUGUAUGUUGUCGGUGGUAGAGAUGGACUGAAAACAUUGAAUACUGUGGAGUGUUACAACCCCAAAACAAAAACUUGGAGUGUAAUGCCACCUAUGUCUACUCACCGGCAUGGACUUGGGGUUGCUGUGUUGGAAGGUCCUGUGUAUGCCGUAGGAGGACAUGACGGCUGGAGCUACCUGAAUACAGUGGAAAGAUGGGAUCCACAGGCACGCCAGUGGAACUUUGUGGCUAGUAUGUCAACUCCAAGGAGUACAGUAGGUGUGGCAGUACUAAGUGGAAAAUUAUAUGCAGUUGGUGGUCGAGAUGGCAGCUCUUGUCUUAAAUCAGUGGAAUGCUUUGAUCCUCAUACUAACAAGUGGAUGCUUUGUGCUCAUAUGUCAAAACGAAGAGGGGGUGUUGGCGUAACCACCUGGAAUGGGUUCCUCUAUGCUAUUGGAGGCCAUGAUGCACCAGCUUCCCUGACCUCCCGACUGUCUGACUGUGUGGAAAGAUAUGACCCCAAAACAGAUAUGUGGACUGCUGUGGCUUCCAUGAGCAUUAGCAGAGAUGCUGUGGGAGUCUGUCUUCUUGGUGACAAAUUAUACGCAGUUGGAGGAUAUGAUGGGCAAACAUACCUUAACACAGUGGAAUCCUAUGACCCGCAGACAAAUGAGUGGACACAGGUUGCACCGUUGUGCCUAGGAAGAGCAGGGGCCUGUGUUGUGACUGUAAAACUCUAAUUACCAAGAUAUCCUCUUCUGUAGACUUUCCGUGGGGUUUUGUCCCAAAGUAUUAAAUUAUAAUCCAAUAAGGUACUGGGUAUCUUCAUAGGGCAAAGAGUUUGAUCUUAAUCUGUUAGCUAAAGCUUUUUUUA